AAAUACCUCCGAGCCGUUUCUCGCCAGCCUGACAAAAGUCGGGCACGGAUGCCAUGGCAGCUGGCUGGCCCGGCCCAGUGAAACAUGGAUGAUCCACCCGAACUCCUUGACACUCAGACAUCCCUGGCUUCAACUCAGUUUGAUAGCUUGAGCGAGGAGAACCCUGAUGGCAUCGAAGACCCCGAAGCCCUUGUGCCAGCCGAAGGCGAGGAGGAGGCGAUCCACGAGGCCUUGUUGAGGGCUUCCUCUCGUGGCGACCUGGAGGUCACGGACGUGAACCUCAGCGGCCGAGCGCAGCGGCGCCUCGCGCGGCACGCGCGCCGCGCGCGGAUCCCCUUGGUCUCCCGUGCGCUGGUGGUGGAGGACGACUUCGUGGACGUAGAGCAGGUCGCCAGCGAGGUUCUCGACGCCGAGCGCGAUCGCCUGCUGCGGCUGGACGUCUCCAGCGACGAGGGCGUGGGUCUGCCGGCGCGGGCUGAGCGGCGCCGUGUGGCGCCGGUGCGGAGCGCGGCGCUGAGCGUCAACACUGGGCGGCAGGUGCGCCUGCAGCGUCCGAAGCGGCGCACCUCCACGCGGCGUGCGCGAGGGAGGCCGAGUGCUUCGCGCAGUGAGGAGGCGCCGCGUGCGCGGGUGUCGAACUUUAGUUGGAGUGCUGCAGGCUUUGAGGGCCAACCAUCUGGGCCCUCCUCCUCAUCGACAGCACGGCCGGAGCCGGAUGAAAGACCCGGCCCAGGGCUGCCAAGCCUGCUUGAAGUGCCCUUGAGUCCAGACAAUGAAAGCCCACCGGCAGAUCGAGAGAACACACUCCCAGACUCCUGGUUCCUGGAGCCAGAUGAUGCCACAGGCUUAACAGCACCUCAUUUCAGUGAACCAGGAGGAGGCCUGGCGGGCUUCUCGUGCAUCUACGUGGAGCCAGUGCGAAGCGGCAUGGAGCCCAGGAGCUGUGGACAAUGCCACUGUCCCUUUGGGCCGGGCGAGCUGAGGCUGGGUUAUACGCCCUGCGGUGUGGCGGCCGACGGGCGUCAAUUCCUGCCUGUGUGGGUCCACGCUUUUGUCUGCACCCGCCGGGCACGCCUGGCCAUUCGCUUUGAUGGGGAGGCUGUGAGCUUCAGCCCGGCAGUUCCCUUGGUGGACCGGAAUCGUUUGGUGGACGAGCUGAAGCAACUGCACCAGUCGCUGACCCAGGGACCCCGCCGCAGCCAGCCACGGCAGCUGUGCAUCCGCCCCUGGCGUUACAUCCCGUCAGUCUUGCAACGCUGGCCAAUCGUGCGCUUGAACGAGCAGGCAGCUGCAAGUUCAUCGGAAGGAUCUCGGCAGAGGCCGGCCUGGCGCUUGCCCUCACCACCGCGAGCGACACAUGGAGGUGAUGUCGCGGAGUUCUUGGAGACCGAGGGCGACCUGGGCGCUCGCCACGUGCAGGAGGUCCUGGCGCAGCUCGUCUCGGGUGGCGUCUCGGGCGUCCCCGUCGUCGCGGCGCCGCGGCCGGAGCUGAUCCCGAACUUCCUGGCGCGGGAGCCGGAGAAUGCGGAUGUCACCCGACUCCUGGCAGAGGUGCCAGUCUUCGCGCUGGAGACCAAAGCAGAGGAGCCCUGUGUGGUCUGCCGCGAGGAGAUUCAAGUUGGACAGCUCUGCCGCCGCCUGCCCUGCUUCCACUUGUUCCACCGCGGUUGCAUCGAUCAGUGGAUUUCCGUCAAGGCAACUUGUCCUUUGGACAACUUGAAGUUGGAGGACAUGCUCUCGCAGCAGCAUUCUUUGGAAGUGGGCGAAGAGCCGGUGAUGAGGCGCAGGUCGCGCUCUCGAUCCCCCUUGCCCCGCACCUGGUCGGAGCCUGGGCCUGAGCCUCGUGCCCGCAGCUCGUGGGAUGUGCGACAUUUACACCGUAGCCGGUGGGAUCCUGAACCUUGGUCGCAGCGGAGGGGCCGCAGUGCGUGGUACUGGAACCAUUGGGAUGCGCCGCCUCCACCGCCGCCCACCCCGCCCCCGGCGUUACCAGCUCGGCCUCCGGGGCCUCCAACAUACCCACCCCCAAUGAUGCCCUCGCAGCCAGCACGGCCCUUUGUGAGUCCCAUGGCACUACAAGGACCACAAGGGGUGGCAAACAUGCCAGGUGGCAUUCCAAAUGUGCCAGCAACCUUGCCCUUCGCAGUGCCUAUGUCAGUGCUCAUGCCGCGGCCAGGUUUCCCACAUGCGCCCCCGCCUGGUGGGUAGGACAGAUCCAUCACCACCUUGCAUCCUUUUGUUCCAGACUUUUGGCAGUCACUCCGUUUCACCAUUUCAACUAGUUUCUCGUUCAGAGGACUUGUGCUUUGAGCCCAACAGCAGGGUUCACAUUGAGAAAGUCUUUAGAAAAACAUGUGCCAGCACCACCCUUUCAGAGUGGUUCUUGGAUGGAACCUGCACAGUCAAGGUUUUUUUUGACCAGCAU
Durusdinium trenchii is the source of this 2425-nucleotide messenger RNA. The record is from the annotation of a GenBank genome assembly. Lineage: Eukaryota; Dinophyceae; Suessiales; Symbiodiniaceae.